AUGGUUGCUGAACCAAACCUCUACCUCCAGCCACUAUGUCAACUCACCGGUGAGCAAUUUCAAGACGAUCCAUUUGGAGAAUUCCAGCAAAACUCAAUCUCCAUCAACUCCGGCACCAGAAAUAAUCUUAGAUUUGUUCUUCGAUUUCUGAAUGUCCAAUACGCAUUAUCUCAUUGUAGUUUUCGGACGACGUUCCAACUCUCAGGCUGCCCCUUUUGUUCACACUUCACAGGAUCCGCCACAGCCAAAAGCAGACAAAGAAACAUAACUAUGAUUUCAAAUCAAUUAAUACAUGUUAGAUUUCUUUACCUUCCCUUCUUAAGUUGCUGGCAUCUACUGUUAGUAUACUCCCGAAGUAUUACAAAUUUUGAUCAACCCUUGCUAGACUGCUCCAUCACCAUCACCAUUCUUCAAUAA
This is a messenger RNA of Vicia faba (fava bean), 417 nucleotides long. Lineage: Eukaryota; Viridiplantae; Streptophyta; Magnoliopsida; Fabales; Fabaceae. The record is from the annotation of a GenBank genome assembly.